Messenger RNA from Mustela erminea (ermine), 1750 nucleotides. RefSeq names its product cytochrome b-c1 complex subunit 7. The coding region runs from base 456 to 800 and encodes 114 amino acids. Lineage: Eukaryota; Metazoa; Chordata; Mammalia; Carnivora; Mustelidae. The transcript is spliced from 2 exons. Gene Ontology annotation, biological process: mitochondrial electron transport, ubiquinol to cytochrome c. The record is from RefSeq and is a predicted model, not a curated record.
GCUUGGUGUAGCCAAGCUGGAAAAUGGAAGGCCAGAGAGGGUUAGUGUCUCCUGGAUUAGUAGUGUGGUAUAUGGCCCUAGAAUUAAGGAGUCCCAGAGUUUUACCCGGAUCCUUUGAUACUAGAAGAUAAAUCUGGAUUCUUCGUAGCUGUGUAGCCUUUGACAAUUUAUUCGACUUUUCUGAGCCCUGUUUCCUCUCUACAAUGGGGAUAAUCCCAGUACGUACCUCAUGGAUUUAGAACUAAAUGAGAACAUUAAAAUGAGAAUACAAAGUAAAAGGUUUAGCGCGUUGCUUGGCACAAAGGGCGCAAUAAAUACUCCCUAAAUUCUCCCAGCUCAUUCAACACAGAACUCAGUCUGAAGCCCCUUAUUCCUUGCCUAAUGUGCUUCCCAUCAGGUCACAUGAAACGUUCCAUGGAACGGGCAGCACAAGAUGCCAACCCGACUACACUGGCAUGACCCAAGCGGAAAUAGCGGCAGCCGCAGAUGCCCCAAUUCCGCUGCCAGAAACUGCGCCUGCGCGCGCGUCCUUCCUCGCCAGGCGACGCGACGUGAGGCGCCUGCGCAUUGGGCCUAGAGCGUCCUCCAGGACUUACCCAGCAGGCAACGCAGCAGUCUCGGGUCAAAAUGGCGAGCAGGCCGGCCGGCCGGGCUCACCUGAAGGGUUGAAGGUGGAUCUACCGUCGGUGAAGGUGCCCGCGGUGGCUCCGAUAGCCUUGCCAUUCCAACUGCCCGUACGCGGCAGGCCUUCCCUCGGCCUUGAAGUGUUCAGGGGGCACAAAGAGAUAAUUAGUGCAUGACUUUCAACUAAAACCUAGUGCUUGCCGUGAGUCAAGCCCUGUCGUCUGCGAUCACUUCUCCUGCCAGUGUGACGACGGAGAUAAUGGUUUGCCUCUUAACGCUGGUCUGGUAGCCGAGGGAAAAUGACGGGAGGAAAUAGGUCUGCAAACUUCCUUUCACCCCUCGCGCUUCUCGAACGGCAUUCGGGACAGCUGAACCAGGGUUCCUGCGAAGCUUCAGAUUAAUGUAGGCUUAUCUGGAACGUCAGCUCCGUCUGCAGAUUUGGAGAAGUUUGUAUUUACUGUAGGCACUAAAACAUACGUACUAUCCAAUAGAAUAUACAGAUUACCGGAAUAUUUAAAACAGAGCGUGAACACCAAGGAUUUUCCCUCCCCCGCACCUUUUUUCAGGUCUCUGCCCUCUGGAGGUAUAAAUCGGAGUAACCUUUAAAUGCUCUUGGUCCCUUUCUCCUCGCUCUCAGCAAUGAUGAAGCUAUUGGGAAAGAGCAGAUUGCCGGAAAAAUCCAUUACUCUAAAUGACACUGAACUUUUUGGGGGGUGGGGGGACAUUGAAGAAUUCAUUGUUUCAUUAACUUGACAAAUAUAGAAGUCACUGUGCUCUGUCCUGUGUUUGAGAACUAGAUAGACCUGGUCUCCAUCCUAUCUAUCACUGGAAGGCUCUGAUCUUGGAUAGGAUAAGUUCCCUAAACAUUACUCUUCUGGUAGGACAGGAGUGUUGUAAAUAAACCCAGCUAAUGUGGAUAAAGCAGAUAAGAUAGUGUCUAGUACACAAGUGUUAAAUGAAUAUUAAUCAUCACCAUCAAUGACAAAUAGAUAUACAGAUCAUUUGUUUUCUACAAAUACGGUUGUAGAUUGUUGACUCUUUGGUACUUGUUUUUCUAGAAGCAGUCUUUUACAUGGUGCUUCAUUUUUUUUUUUUAAGAUUUUAUUUAUUUUAUUUGACAGAGAUC